CUCUUGCAGAUCUGUCUGAAUCACUUUGCGAACCACAAUGGGAGAACUGGCAGUUGGAAUUAAUGGCUUUGGCCGUAUCGGACGGUUGGUCUUGAGGGCCUGUCUGGACAAGGGAAUUCAUGUGGUGGCCAUCAAUGACCCCUUCAUUGACCUGAACUACAUGGCCUACAUGUUCAAGUAUGACUCGACUCACGGCCGUUACCGUGGAGAGGUGCAAACUGAGGAUGGGAAGCUGGUGGUGGACGGGCACCCGAUUUCAGUCUUCCAGUGCAUGAAACCAGCGGAAAUUCCCUGGGGCGACUCUGGAGCUCUGUACAUUGUGGAGUCCACUGGAGUGUUCCUGAGUGUGGAGAAAGCUUCGUUACACUUACAAGGUGGAGCAAAGCGUGUGGUGGUCACUGCUCCUUCUCCUGACGCCCCCAUGUUCGUGAUGGGAGUGAACGAGGACAAGUAUGAUCCGUCCAGCAUGAGCAUCGUGAGCAACGCAUCCUGCACGACUAACUGCCUUGCCCCUCUCGCGAAGGUCAUCGAGGAUAACUUUGGAAUUGUCGAGGGUUUGAUGACGACCGUUCACGCUUACACUGCCACUCAGAAGACGGUGGAUGGGCCUUCUGCCAAGGCCUGGCGCGAUGGGCGAGGUGCUCACCAGAACAUCAUCCCAGCAUCGACCGGCGCUGCCAAAGCUGUGGGCAAAGUCAUCCCAGAGCUGAACGGUAAGCUGACCGGGAUGGCAUUCCGUGUGCCAGUAGCUGAUGUGUCCGUCGUGGAUCUGACCUGUCGUCUCACGAAGCCAGCCUCCUACGCCGAGAUCAAGGAAGCGAUGAAGAAAGCAUCGGAGGGGCCUCUGAAAGGAAUCCUGGGAUACACGGACCAUCAGGUGGUGUCCACUGACUUUGUGGGUGACACUCACUCCUCCAUCUUCGAUGCUGGCGCUGGGAUCUCUCUCAACGACAACUUUGUCAAGCUCAUCAGCUGGUAUGAUAAUGAGUUUGCGUACAGCAAUCGUGUAGCUGACCUGCUCAAUUACAUGUUCAGCAAGGAAAACUAAGCAGGAACGGUGCUGGACUAAGCCAGUGGCUCUCCCCAUCGAUUGGGGCAGAGGGAGAGGGUAGUUGGACCAGACAUGUGUACCUUGCAUUCCAGGCUCUCUGUAGCGUUCAAGUGUAGAUAAACCGGACCGAAGCUGUCACCUCCAAUUUUAAAACACCUUCAACCUGCAUUGUCACCUCACGAGUUCCUGUGCACUUUGUGUUUGUAUGUGUGUGUGUGUGUGUGUGCGCACACACAUGUAUGUGUGUGUGGUCCUUGCUAGUCCACAGGGUAUUGUACCCUCACGAGAUCAUUCCUGAGGUAGUGAAUUGUUCUUAUCUCUAAAUAAAAGCUUCCCAUGAACUCA
Molecule: messenger RNA, 1396 nt
Organism: Carcharodon carcharias (great white shark)
Lineage: Eukaryota; Metazoa; Chordata; Chondrichthyes; Lamniformes; Lamnidae
Gene: gapdhs
Product: glyceraldehyde-3-phosphate dehydrogenase, spermatogenic
Exons: 10
Coding region: 38-1048 (336 amino acids)
Biological process (GO): glucose metabolic process
Molecular function (GO): NADP binding; NAD binding; oxidoreductase activity, acting on the aldehyde or oxo group of donors, NAD or NADP as acceptor
Source: RefSeq, a predicted model, not a curated record